GUACGUGUGUACGAACUAAAUGUCAGUAAUAGCCGCAUUGAUCCAGACUGCUACCAGCGUUCGACUGCCUUGCUUGUAAAUGGCCAAUUACCAGGCCCUACCAUUCGAGUCAACCGAGGAGAUCGUGUCUUGAUCACUGUUCGAAACCUGAUGCCAGACUUUGUCGGCAAUGGAAAAUCCCACGGCGGAAAUCCCAACGAUCUAUCUAUCCAUUUCCACGGUAUCCGUCAGUACGGCUCCGGACAUGCAGAUGGUGUACCAUAUGUGACUCAACACCCAAUUCCACCGGGCUACGAAUAUACCCACGACUUCCGGGUCGUCAACCAGGCUGGCACCUACUUUUACCAUGCCCAUGUUGGCCUUGAAGAAGAAACGGCAAUGCCACCCGGAUCCGGAUCAUCUUCUCUAUCAACUCCUGUGCGUCUGCAGGCCGGCCCAUUUACCUAUGACGAUGAGCGAAUAAUUACUAUGAGCGAGUGGUGGCACAGGGAUCGAUACACCCUUGAAAACUAUAUGAUGGGCCCUGAAUUUGUUCAUCUGCCAGAUGCUGAAAGUGUCUUGAUCAACGGAAAAACAAUUUACAAACCAUCAAAAGUCCCAGACAGGUGUGAGGGCUACUCAGUAAUUCCGGUCGAGGCUGGAAAAACCUACCGCCUGCGCAUCAUUGGCGCAACCACAUUCCGCACGCUUGGCUUCGCAAUUGCUCAUCACAACCUGACAAUAAUUGAAGUCGACGGAGAGGUGGUUAAGCCAUUCGAGACCACAUAUAUAGAAGUAGCCGCCGGCCAGAGAAUCUCGGCUCUUUUGCACACGGACCAGAUACCACAAGACUACACAAUUGGCACAAUCCGGCGCUGGGCUGAGGAUGCUGACCCUCACUCUAAUGGACUUGCGAUUCUUCGCUAUACAUACGCUAGAGAUGACAGCAGUGAAAACAAGAUCGUUCCAAGCGACCAUCCCGAAUUCCCUUCCAGGCUGAUUGCGCCCUGGAUCUGGCCUCAGCUUGAGCCCUACCACGGUGUUGAUCCAGUUGUCUAUCGGCCAGCCUCAAGGACAAUUGUGCUGCGGUCGACUGAUUCUAAAAAUCCUGAUGGAAGUACACGGUGGUACAUCAACGGCGUGUCUUACAUGGAUCCUGCCUUUCCUAUUCUCGAUGGACUGCAGACAUCUCAGCGACGCCUGCCGAAUUACAGACAACUCAAGGGAUCAAAAACAGGAUAUGAUGCGACCCUGGGCACAUAUCCGAUUGGGCACUAUGAACUCAUUGAUAUCGUCAUUCAGUCUACGCACAAAAAGCACAGUUACUGUCGCAGUCAUCCCUGGCAUACCCAUGGUCACUCUCACUGGCUACUGGCAACAGGAUCAGGAGAGUAUGAUCCAGAGUAUGACCAGGAUACUCGGAAUAUGCCUACACCACUCUACAAAGACGUCACUAUGGUAUAUCCUUCACUUGACCAUGAAUUGGAAGCAAGCUCAAACGAUAAUGAUACUUCUAUUGGAUGUGGCUGGUCCAAGAUUCGGAUAUUAGCUGAUAAUCCAGGAGUUUGGGCUGUCCAUUGUCAUAAUACGCUUCAUAUGAUGAUGGGUAUGAUGGUUGUAUUUGAA
Messenger RNA from Phycomyces blakesleeanus NRRL 1555(-), 1605 nucleotides. Its product is annotated as multicopper oxidase. The annotation marks the transcript as partial. Gene Ontology annotation, molecular function: oxidoreductase activity; copper ion binding. The record is from RefSeq and is a predicted model, not a curated record. The transcript has 3 exons. Lineage: Eukaryota; Fungi; Mucoromycota; Mucoromycetes; Mucorales; Phycomycetaceae.